CCCAGUAUCUGGCAGUGACAAAGUCAGUACUUGAGUGAAUUCCUACAAACAUGGCAGUCCUUGUUCCCAAACAGAGUAAAGGAAGUGGAUGGAUUAUGUAGUAGAAUUAGACUAUGUCAAAUCAUUUCUGUGUAUGAAUUCACAGAAGAUAUUGUGGCUGAUGUCAUUUUUGAUGGCCUCGAAGAAAAAUACAGGAGUGAACUACCAGAAGAAUGUUUAAAGCAGUUGAGUGCAUUGGUCAAGUGCUCUGGUUUCAAAUUUCAAGAAGCUUUAAUGUCUGCUUUGAAGAAGAUUGUAUUUCGGUAUAUCCAGUCAGGAUUUGCCAGCCAAGAUGAGAAACUGGCGCCCUUACUCAUGGAGAAAACUCUGUGGCCGCAGGGAGUUUAUGAAGAUGCAGUUGCUAAAAGUAGAAAUGCAGAUGCUGGACUACUUCAUGAUGCGCACUACAUUGAACACAUUCACUGUACCAUUGUCUUCAUCGCUGAAAGUGUUCAGGAGCUGAAAAUGAAGGAGGAGAAGAGAUCAUCACUGUUUCAUCCUGUUCCAAAGCAGAUGGAGAAGAAACAACAGCGUAGAAAAAAGCAGUGGGCUUUUCGGAAGAAGUAA
Messenger RNA from Haliotis rubra (blacklip abalone), 606 nucleotides. RefSeq lists its product as uncharacterized. The record is from RefSeq and is a predicted model, not a curated record. The coding region runs from base 274 to 606 and encodes 110 amino acids. NCBI's taxonomy places the organism in Eukaryota, Metazoa, Mollusca, Gastropoda, Lepetellida, Haliotidae. The transcript is spliced from 2 exons.